This is a messenger RNA of Callorhinchus milii (elephant shark), 1594 nucleotides long. Its product is annotated as somatostatin receptor type 5-like. NCBI's taxonomy places the organism in Eukaryota, Metazoa, Chordata, Chondrichthyes, Chimaeriformes, Callorhinchidae. Gene Ontology annotation, molecular function: somatostatin receptor activity; neuropeptide binding. Gene Ontology annotation, biological process: regulation of insulin secretion; neuropeptide signaling pathway; cellular response to glucocorticoid stimulus. Bases 18 to 1121 code for a protein of 367 amino acids. The record is from RefSeq and is a predicted model, not a curated record. Gene Ontology annotation, cellular component: membrane; neuron projection. The transcript has a single exon.
UUGGUUCCCGUCAAACAAUGAACACAUCUGCACUUAAGGUGGGCGAUGGAGACCUCAUUCAAGUGGAUACUACAGACAACCUUUCAGAUGGAUUGUGGCAUGCCAACCACACCCAUUAUGACCAUGACAAUGGAACUUCCUUAAGUAGUUACGAUAUCCUGAUCCCCACACUCAACUGUUUGCUUUGCCUGGUGGGACUCGUCAGCAAUUCUUUGGUCAUCUUCACCAUUGUCCAACAGGCCAAGAUGAGAAGAGUGGCUUCCAACAUCUAUAUCUUCAACCUGGCCAUGGCUGACGGCUUGUUCAUGUUGGGGCUGCCCUUUCUAGCUCUGCAGAUCGCCCUCCAUCGCUGGCCCUUUGGGGGCUUCAUGUGUAAGUUGGUCAUGAUCCUGGAUAGCAUCAACCAGUUCACCAGCGUCUUCUGCAUCACUAUGCUGAGCGUCGACAGGUACUUGGCGGUGGUGCACCCUAUCAGGUCCUACAAAUGGCACAACCCAAGCCUGGCCAAGAAAAUCAGUCUCAUGUUGUGGUUGAUCUCCUUCAUACUUGUGAUCCCCUUAGCAAUCUAUUCAGACGUGGACCACACUUUUGGAAUAUGUACCUUCAUCUGGCCCGAGCCUGUGUUUAUGUGGAACACUGCUUUCAUUGUCUACACCUUUGUGCUCGGCUUUGUCUUGCCGUUCAUCAUCAUCACCCUCUGCUACAUCAUGUUGUUGGUUAGAAUAAGGACUAAAGCAGUGACACCCUGCAUACAGCACUCAGAUAGUUCAGAGAAGAAAAUCACCUGUAUGGUGGUUGCUAUAGUGUUGGGCUUCGCUAUUUGCUGGCUGCCAUUCUACCUGAUUAACGUCUGCUUCCUCUUCCUGCCCCUGACUGUCAGCUUCCCCAUCAAGAGGCUCUUCGAGUUCAUGGUGACUCUCUCCUACUCCAACAGUUGCCUCAACCCCAUUCUCUACAUCUGCCUGUCGGAGAGUUUCUGGAGGAGUUUCCAGAUGAUGCUCUGCCCUCAAUCUGUCAGGAGGAAGAAGGUGACAGUGUGGGAAGAUCAGCGGAUGUGUGAUCUGAAAGAUUGUCAGUUGACCCUUUCCAGUGGUGAAAUGGAAAGCAUUCUCACGUGCUGAGGAUGUCUUCCUUCCUUUACAUUCAGACAAACAAUGGAGAUAGAGCACAAGUGAUUCCAGUCAAGAACUCAUUGCACAGUUACAGAGGAAACAAUAGACCACAGUCAACAUGAAACAACUAUAGUAUGCCUCGGUUUCCAAUUUACACUGAAAUUACAGAAAAAAUGCACAGGAACCACUUUGUUUCUUUUGAACACAACUCGAUCGCUUGCAGAGAGUUUUGCUUUUUAACAAAGAGCCAGGCUGAAAGUUGAAUUGGAAGCCAAUAUUUUAUACCGUCGUAGCAGACGUCCAUGCUCAUUCAUAUUUGUCUAAUGAUAGAUGAUACAAAUCGUUUCCAAAAUUCAGUUUGAACCCCCAAGAUUGCUUAAAGCAGACUGCAGCCCAUGCAUUUUCAGUGGAUCAUAAUAAUAAUAAUAAUAAUCCUUGCACUUGAUAUAGUGUUGAGAUGUUUCAAAGCGCUUCACAGAAUA